CUUUGGUUUUGCACAUCUCGCCAGCUCCAAAGAUUUGAGCAUGGCGCCUGCACGGAGAAAGAUGAGAAACACUGCCUCCUGUGCCGUCCUCGCUGUGAUACUUGGUGUGACAUGCAGACAGACAACGUUUACAACAACCUCACAGAGGUCGAAACUGCUGGUGGUCCUGGACUUGGAUGAGACUCUUUUGCAUGCAUCUUUGUGCAAAGAUGAAUCGAUGAGUUGGUUACCUCCACGGUUUUGGCAGCCCAAGAUUGACUUCGAAGCGACUGGCAAGGGCCUUGUGGUAGAUCUUGGCGAGGAGGUGCCGCUCUUCGUCUCAUUGCGCCCGGGCGCGUUAAACUUCGUCUCCUGGCUGAAGAGCAGAGAGGACAUCGACCUUGCAGUGUAUACCGCAGGAACGGAGCCUUACGCGAAGCAAACCUUGAAGAAGUUGGGCUUGGAAGGAUGUCCAGCACUCUUCCGUGAGGAGUGCGUGCCUUUCGGCCUUCCCAUCACCAAGGAUUUGAGGAAGCUGCGCGAAGACCUCACACGCGUGGUGCUGGUGGAUAACUCUGCGAAAUCCUUCUGGUUGCAACCAGAGAAUGGGCUGCUGGUGUGCGACUGGGACGGUACCAAUGCCUCCGAUCAGGAGCUCGAUCGAGUGAAAGACAACUUGCUUCAGCUCCUUGACAUGGAUGAUGUCCGUCCCGCCCUCCGGAGAAAACCUCCGGACGCACCUGGUGAUGCCGUCGACCUGCGGCUGGUCAUCAUUGCAGUUGCUUUGGGAUGUUGGCUAGUGAGCCAAUCUCAGUAAAUCUGACACAACUGGAGCAGAGGAGAAGCGUGUGCCGAUGAGAAGGUGUUCUGUGGUGCUCUGAAGUUCCUGGGGCGAAGGCCACCAAGUGCAUUGAGCGUUUUGGCCGAAGAGAAUGGCCACAUGUCUGCGAUGGGAGAAGCGGCUUUUGCAGCAUUUGCACAAUGGGAGCGGCAUGGUUGGGCAAAAACACGAGUCUAAAAGUGUGGGCGGCAUGGUUGGGCGGCAUGGCGGCAUGGAUGUCGUGUGAUGA
This is a messenger RNA of Durusdinium trenchii, 1049 nucleotides long. Lineage: Eukaryota; Dinophyceae; Suessiales; Symbiodiniaceae. The record is from the annotation of a GenBank genome assembly.